AUGAGUUUGCGCUCACUUCUGCUGGUGCUUGCCACAGCUACUCCGGUAGUUAGACUCAGUGACGACAGCUGCUCCAAGGACUCCUGCCCUCCUACAAUGUCUGUAAACGAGAGGACAUUCAUCUGCGUAAAGCCCGAUGGCGUUCAGAGAAAUCUUGUUGGAAAGAUUAUCGCACGGUUCGAAGAGCGUGGUUACAAGCUCGUUGCUUUGAAGAUGAUGUCUGCUUCCAAGGCACACCUCGAAGUACGACCAUCGUAA
Molecule: messenger RNA, 258 nt
Organism: Cylicostephanus goldi
Lineage: Eukaryota; Metazoa; Nematoda; Chromadorea; Rhabditida; Strongylidae
Source: the annotation of a GenBank genome assembly